AUGUGUAAGGGUCAACCAAUCAUUGCAGAUGACUCAAGGCUCAAAACUGACGAACACAUAUUCAAUGGAUGCCAAGGGUUUCCUAUAGCUCAAGAACGCGACAAAGACGGUGAUCCAAAGUUUUGGGUAACGUACGACAGGGUUUCGGCGGAGUACGGUGAUGACUUCCUCACGUGGGCAAAUGAUGAUAUGGAUUAUCUUGACGUUUGCGAGUGUCUGGAUACAAACGCCAGCCUCGCAUUUAACGUCUUGGGAAAGCAAUGGCUUAACUCUACGGGGGGGGAGGGGGGGUCUCUAGAGGAGCGCUGCAUACAGAGACAGAUGUAA
Suillus subaureus is the source of this 327-nucleotide messenger RNA. RefSeq lists its product as uncharacterized. The record is from RefSeq and is a predicted model, not a curated record. The coding region runs from base 1 to 327 and encodes 108 amino acids. The transcript is spliced from 3 exons. Lineage: Eukaryota; Fungi; Basidiomycota; Agaricomycetes; Boletales; Suillaceae.